Messenger RNA from Adineta ricciae, 744 nucleotides. The record is from the annotation of a GenBank genome assembly. Lineage: Eukaryota; Metazoa; Rotifera; Eurotatoria; Adinetida; Adinetidae.
AUGGGAAAAGUUAACAAUAUUACAAAAGUAUUCCUUGUAUUGGUGGUUAUUGUUGGUGCUAUUGCAUUGACUCUUUUGAUUGUCGGUGUUGCGUCAAGAAAAUGGCUUACUGUCUCCAGUGGUUUAUCAACAAUAGAGACAGCACUAGGUAGUGCUCUGACUGAUACGACUUUCAUUACUUCACUUAUCGCUGCAACACAAGCAAAUCAAACUCAAGUCGUACAAAUAAUAUUGGCGGUUGCAGGCAAAGUGGAAGAAGUGGUAAGUGGUGCAGUUGCUACUCGUUCAGCUUAUCAUUUAUAUGGGAAAACUCCAAAUGUACCUAAAACAUCACCAACCUUCAAGCCAUCUCAAGGACUCGUGUUUGCUGGAAUCGCAACGUUCUUUGUUGGUCUUUUAUUAGCAAUCAUUAUCACCUUAUUGCCCUUAUCACGUGUUAUUCGCCUUGUACCACUAAUACUUCUAAUUGUCGGACCACUUUUAAUUAUACUCGGAUGUGUUAUUUAUCCAAAAAAAGUUGUCGAAGAUUUUGGUACUGCAUUAGAACUUCAAGUUGAUAUUGGUUUCAGUGUUGUUCUAGUUGUCGUUGGCGCUAUUAUUGGCUUUAUUACAGCUGCUGUCUUCGCUUUUAUCAUUCUUCAACAACGCCAAAAUUUACCAAACAAAACUUACACUGUAGGUUUGCCGCCACCCAGGUCAAUGUUUCGGCCUUCGUAUCGACCUAGAGCAAACAGGAAACCGUGA